GUCAUGCCAUAUCUUCCUUUCUGUCAUGUCAUAACGCAAUGUCAAUUUGUGUAUUGAGAUUUGAGCUACUAUACUUGUUUUGUUCAUUAGAAAUACGCAGUGUUUAAUAAAAUGUUAAGGGUGUAAAAGAAGUCAAUAUUAGACUAUUAUUUAUGAAUAAUUGUAUAUAGUUCUUCAAUAUUAUAAAUACUAAAAUGAGUUAUCAAGACGAUCCCAGUUGUUACGUUGGUUCCUUCCCCAAGGACUUUAGUUACGGACCUUUUGAACAAAAUGGAGAGGGUGACAAUAUUUCAUUACAAGAAGACCACAAACCCAGAAUUCUACUAAUGGGGCUGAGAAGAUCGGGGAAGUCAUCAAUUCAGAAAGUGGUUUUUCAUAAAAUGUCACCUAAUGAAACCUUGUUUUUGGAGUCUACAAACAAAAUAGUAAAAGAUGAUAUAAACAACAGUAGUUUUGUACAGUUUCAAAUAUGGGAUUUUCCAGGGCAAAUUGAUUUCUUUGAUGCAACCUUUGACUCUGACACAAUAUUUGGUGGAUGUGGUGCCUUGGUGUUUGUAAUUGAUGCCCAGGAUGAUUAUCAAGAUGCUUUGGAUAAACUACAACUUACAGUAACGAAAGCCUAUAGAGUUAAUAGCAACAUAAAGUUUGAAGUUUUCAUACAUAAAGUUGAUGGCCUUAAUGAUGAUUAUAAGAUGGAAUCCCAAAGAGAUAUUCACCACAGAGCAACGGAGGACUUGGCGGAAGCAGGCUUGGAACAUGUCCAUCUGUCAUUCCACCUGACCUCCAUAUAUGACCACUCCAUAUUUGAAGCAUUCAGUAAAGUAGUACAAAAGCUGAUUCCACAGUUACCAACAUUAGAAAACCUUCUGAACAUUCUUAUUUCUAACUCAGGGAUAGAGAAAGCAUUCCUCUUUGAUGUGGUUUCAAAAAUCUACAUAGCUACCGACAGCUCCCCAGUGGAUAUGCAGAGUUAUGAACUGUGCUGCGAUAUGAUAGACGUUGUCAUUGAUAUCUCUUGUAUAUAUGGUAUGGUGGAUGAAACAGAAGUGAAUACAUUUAACAGUCAAAGCUCAAGUUUAAUAAAAUUAAACAAUGGUACUGUUCUGUACUUACGUGAAGUCAACAAGUUUCUUGCUCUUGUUUGUAUUUUGCGUGAGGAAAACUUCCAGAAACAAGGAGUGAUUGAUUACAAUUUCCUAUGUUUCCGUGAUGCUAUAACACAAGUUUUUGAGCUGCGCAACAAAUGCCAGAAUGUUAUAGCUUCGAGAGCAGCCUCGAGUACCCCGGAGCCGAUAGCCAACGGCACAGCAGACUCAACAGAAAGUGCUUCCGACCGCUCACAAACUAAUUUACCAUAGCAUAUCACCACAACGCUUAUUUUUGAAACCUAACAUUAAUAUGUGUAUCUAUAUUUUUAAAUAACAGUAUGUGAAUAAAAGAGCAUAAUUGUGUUAAA
This is a messenger RNA of Trichoplusia ni (cabbage looper), 1456 nucleotides long. It is a transcript of the gene RagC-D, whose product is annotated as ras-related GTP-binding protein C-like. Bases 195 to 1358 code for a protein of 387 amino acids. NCBI's taxonomy places the organism in Eukaryota, Metazoa, Arthropoda, Insecta, Lepidoptera, Noctuidae. Gene Ontology annotation, cellular component: nucleus; Gtr1-Gtr2 GTPase complex; lysosome. The transcript is spliced from 8 exons. Gene Ontology annotation, molecular function: GTP binding; GTPase activity. The record is from RefSeq and is a predicted model, not a curated record. Gene Ontology annotation, biological process: cellular response to amino acid stimulus; cellular response to starvation; regulation of autophagy.